Molecule: messenger RNA, 5418 nt
Organism: Ophidiomyces ophidiicola
Lineage: Eukaryota; Fungi; Ascomycota; Eurotiomycetes; Onygenales; Onygenaceae
Gene: UTP10
Product: snoRNA-binding rRNA-processing protein utp10
Exons: 7
Coding region: 1-5418 (1805 amino acids)
Biological process (GO): maturation of SSU-rRNA from tricistronic rRNA transcript (SSU-rRNA, 5.8S rRNA, LSU-rRNA); positive regulation of transcription by RNA polymerase I
Cellular component (GO): small-subunit processome; t-UTP complex; 90S preribosome
Molecular function (GO): snoRNA binding
Source: RefSeq, a predicted model, not a curated record
AUGGCAUCGUCGCUGGCUGCGCAACUUGCACAAAUUGCAGCGACAUCGACCCAUCAGCUUGAUCUAAAAGCGCAGAGAGCCGCGCAUUCUCAAUCGUUAAUAUUCGAUAAAAAGGUCGCGGGAUCUCAGGACUUUGACACGAUUUUCCAAAUAUGCUACGAAGGAUUUCAGGAGUUAUGCUCCUUGGAUGCGCGCUUUCUGCCCUUCAGACGAACCAUUUUCAGUGAUCAUAGUAAAACGGAGGAUCGUGGGCAAAUGACUGCAGACCAGAACAAGAAACUUGACAACGUAUUAGAGGACUUCAUGAUCCUCGUUGGAGCGCGGCUUCUUUUGAACCCGGCCGUCAAAGCAAUUGACUGGCUCAUUAGACGGUUUCGUGUACACGAGCACAACACGCCCUGUCUCCUCCUCACCUUUCUCCCUUACCAUACCACCCCUUUAUUUUUAAACCUACUGUCUAUAUUGCCUGAUGAUCUCACCCAGACAUUUAAGGUCCUAUUUCCAUAUAAGAGAAGUUUAAGUCUUCCUCCCAGGCAAGCAAUCGUACAGAGUGCUACAACAAAUAAACUAUUUUUUUCGGCACUGAAUAACUAUGUUUUGCAAGCUGGAAGAAACCUCGCCCAAUACCAGGGGCUCGUUUCCUUUUGGGCCGGGGUCACUACAGAGGCACUUGCAAACAUGUUAGAUUCGGCCAAGUCUGGGAGAAUGGAAAUCGAAAAUAGAAACAAGGAAGAUGUGCUAAUUCGGAUACUUCCAGUAUUGAAUGAUGCAUUCAUGUUACAAAAUGCUCCCCAGCUGGUUGUUGGUUGUUAUAUGUUUUGCGUGGUGCUUGCAAGCAAAGCAGACCUAGAGGACCAUGUUCUUGAUGACUUAAUGGAGGCUGUGACCAGUUCAUGGACCGAGACUAAUACUGCGUCCGGCAUCACCUGUUUGUCAGUACUGGCACAACAUAAGCAAGAGCAAGCUUUGUCUCAAAAAGUUGUCAAGGCACUGAUGGAGGUGGACAAUGUUAUUCAAAUUAUCGAAGAGCUAAGUGGGCGGUACUCAAUGACGAAUCUGAUUCUUGGUCUCCUAAAAGGGUGCGUUCAAUGGAAUGGAAAACGUGCAGAUUCUGCUCGGAUUCCAUUCGUUGGUCAAGUCAUAGAAAAAUCCAUUUUGAACGACGAAGAAACAGUCAAAGCUUUAGUUAUCUUACUCGAGGCGAUUGACUCUCUACAACGGCGGAAUCUUGUGACAGACGGAAUAGGGAAGCAAUUAUCGGAUUUGCUCUUGCAAUUUAACGAAUCUGCUCACCUCACACCAUUGCUUCGCAGUGCCGUGCAGGAAUCAGGAGUCGACGUCACCCGAUUGGAAAUGACAUUGGAGACUGUCCUUCACAUGGACGUGACUCCCAUGGAGAUCGAGUAUGUUGACAUGGCUGACUCCACAGGCAAUUCUGAAAUCGAAGACACGUUCGCGAAGGCUUUUGAAUCCCUGUCCAAAGUGUCACCGAAGGAAUACUCUUUCCUAGUAGAACAACCCAAUCUGUUCAACCAGUUGGCUCAUGCCUUUGUGCAUGGGGCUUUUGUGAAAGACAGAGUAUCAAAGUUCAUCAAGCUCCCCGUUCUCCAUUUCGACAAGGCUUUGGAGGACCCUCUUUAUCUAUCCUUUUUCAUUCGCUUCUUCUGCGGCCCAUACCCAGCUACGGCAAGGGCUGUGGCGAUAAGCAUUAUCACGUCUUGCGUAGCUGAGAUGGCGGAUAAUGGCGUUGACAUACAGGCGAUUAUUCCCUACACGAUCUCGGCUCUUGCUGAUCCUUCAGAGAGAGUCCGGAGAGAAGCCGCCGGCCUAUUGACAAUAAUUGAUCGCCAAAUUUCAAAGUGCCGGAACAAAGAUACGUCGGAUAUCUGCAUCUGGGGCCGCGAGCACGUAUAUGGCCAGACCGACUUUUCGAAGUCUAUCCAGUGGCUCUCUGCCAAAGAUGUCUAUAAACUUACACACCGUUUUUUGAUACCCGGAGUGGAGGAGUUUAUACUUGAUCCUGACCAAGUUGGCCGGGCCUUAGUACUCGCUAUUCGCGGCGAAGUAGCGGGAUCGAAGACAGUUGAUGCCGAACUGAAGAAGCAAUUCCGUCGCGAUCUAUUCUCUUUUAUUUGCUCCCACGUCAAUUCAACCCCACUGCACACCGUCAAAUUACGGCUACUGAAAAUUCUAAACCAGGUCGGAAAAGUUGGAUCAAUGACUCGGACUCAAACUCUUCGACCAAUAUUUGAUCACUGGAGACUUCUUAGGCCGGACGACAUUCAGCGUAUUGAAAAUGAGGAGCAGAUACCCGUGAAAGAAUUGGAAGAGCAAAUUUUACGGAUUAUUUACCCGAAAGACACCGAUGCUGUUGAGCUCUUAUAUGCCUCCAUAGUUUCAAAUCCACAAACUACAAGGCCUUCCUUCCAAUCUGCAGCUUUCAAUCGUUUGAGGGAAGCCUGGCGUUCAUUUGAUCCUAGUUAUGAGCUGGUGCUUGCCAGUAAGCUACUCGAACUCUGUUUAGAACCCGAGCCUGAGAAUAUAGCAUUGGUAAGUGGUGCUAAGGGCCUUCUCCGAGCUGUAGACCUUUCUGGCCCUGUUAUCCUUGACUUUGUUGGUAAGGUCUCUUCAUCUGGAGCCGACCUUGGAUAUCGAGGGCCACCUUCAAAAAAAAGACGCACGAGUCAGAACAAUAUGGUAUCUAUGAACCUGAUGGAUAAAGAGAUGGAUUCUGCGCUCCAGAAAAUCACCUUCGUUCUCGAGCUAGUGGACGGAUCUCACCCGGAGAAUUCUCCCGAACUAAUCCCUGGCCUCUUCCAAAUACUCACUACUAUCCAUCACCUGAAAUUGCAGACCAGAUCAGAAAUGAGUUAUCUCCUCAGCUUAAACCUAGGCAUUCUACUAAGUAUUAUCAACAAAUGGAAAGGUACCCCAGCACGGAAAAUCAAUUCUUCUUCUUUAAGAGCGGAUUUGAUAAUCGACUGUGUGCGUACAUCUGAAAGCCCUCAAGUCCAAAAUACAGCACUGCUUUUGGUUGCAGGCCUGGCUACUGUUGCGCCGGAACUUGUAUUGCACAGCGUCAUGCCUAUAUUUACAUUUAUGGGCUCUAGCGUUUUAAGAAAAGACGACGAAUAUUCUGCUCUUGUCAUUGACCAGACAAUUGACCAAGUCGUUCCCCCUCUGGUACAAUCGUUACGAAACCAAAAAAGAGAUGUGGUGUCGGGUACUUCGGAACUUCUCCUUUCUUUUACUACGGCGUUUGAACACAUCCCUUCAUACCGCAGAUUACGACUGUUCGAUGCAUUGGUUGCUAAACUGGGUCCCGAGGAUUUCUUAUUUGCAGUAUUUGCGAUGUUUGCGAAUCGGUAUGCCUUGGACAAAGAUGUUCUGUCCGUGAUGACAGCUCUAGCAUCGGACUGCAAUGUGGAAUUGCAGCUUAUUACUUAUGGCCGAUAUCUUAACUUGGUUAAAGAUGCACUCCAACCUAAGCCGAAAUUAGCAAAGACGCUAUUAGGCGUUGGCGGCGAAGAUGGACGGGACCCCCAGAGGGUAGCAGUGGACUUACUUCAAGCACUUUCACAUCUUUUGAAAUUCGCCUCCCUACGAACGAAGAUAACCGAAUGUUUUGAUUCCGGUACUGAUGAGCAAAUUGAUAAAGCCCAUACGCUUUUUUCCAGCCUUUUAGAGCAGGUUAUAGCCUUAUCUGAGCCGUCCACCUCAACGAAAUCCAUAAGCAAUGCUUGUGGUGAGACUCUGGGCACAUUACUAGGUACCCUUUCGUUGGUCGAUUUUAUUGACACUGUUGAGGUGCUGCUUCGACGACCAAGCAAUGACCUUCGCCGAAAGGUUCUGAAACUUCUUGAAAACCGCCUGGAUGAUAGCGAAUACAAGGAUCGACCCUCACAACUACGGACUUUAUCUUUCCUGACUGUCUUGAUAGAUAUUCUCGAGACGUCCCCCGAUACCUUACUUCAACACACGGCAAUCGCUUGCAUUGAGAAGAUUUCUGAGAAAUACGGAAAGAAAGAACCACAGCAGGUUGUUUCGGCAGCAAAGGUUAUUUCGGGCACUCAUGGCAUUGGGCAGCCUGAAAAACGUAUUCGAGUAAUGGGGUUACUUUGUCUUGCCUCUAUGACCGACGUAGUAGGCGAAGCCAUUAUUCCUGCGCUUCCUGAUGGCCUUCCUCGCGCAUUUGACCUUUUGAAAAAUGCCGUUGAAACGUCAACCCCAGAUUCGGAACUUCACGAUGCAGUAUUCUCCUUCAUUUCUGCUAUUCUCAUACAAAUUCCCUGGAUAAUUUCCGGUUCUCACCUCGAUAAAAUUCUCCAACUGUCUGCGAAGUGUUCAAAUGCCGAUUUGAAUCAAGGAUGUGAGGAGAAUCGCAUUGAGGUUCUGCAAUUGUUGGCUAGCAAGUCUGAUGUUGGAGAAGUCCUCGCUGCUAUUGAACGAAACUGGGAUUUGUUAAUGCCUGAGGGUCCAAAGGUUAUCCAAGAAGUCCUUGACAUAGCAAAAAUUGCAAUUGAAAAACAUCCAAAGUCCGCUACAGUGAAAAAUAUCCCAGUUUUGAUGAAACUGCUCUGCAAAGCCUUUGACCUUCGUCGAAUUCGGCUUCUUUCGGGAGACUCUGAGAUUUUUGACGAAAUCGAUGUUACCGAGACCGAAUCACAAAUAAACGAUGUGGCUAUCAAAAUGAUAUAUAAGCUGAACGACACAACCUUUCAUCCGCUCUUCAUAGACCUAGCAGACUGGGCAAUGAAUGGAUUGAAUAAAAAAGAACACACGGGCCGUAUCGCACGUCUAACAUCAUUCUAUAGCUUUUUGCAGUGCUUUUUCGGCACUCUCAAGUCCAUUGUCACGGGAUAUUCCAGCUACGUUAUUGAAAACGCAGUCGAAGUGCUUAAGAUUUCCCGUUGUAACGAUAAGGCGACGAAACCCCUCUGGUUAGCCUGCCUGAGUAUGCUGCGAAACUCAUUUGAACACGAUCAAGAUGAAUUUUGGCAGUCGCCAAGUCAUCUUGCAUCUAUUUCUGAGCCUCUCCUCCGACAAAUUUCUCUCGCUCAGAAUGCUUCGACCUCGGAUCUUGUUGUUUCUGAGGCCAUCCCCACCAUAGUAGCACUUGCUGUCGCUGCCGAUUCGUCCGAAAAUCACAAAGAAUUGAAUACAACGAUCAUGAAAUAUUUACGCGCAGGGCCGAGCAGCCGUGGAAACAAUGCGUACACGCGUUUGGCAGCCGUCAAAUGCGAGCAUCAGCUAACAGAGCGUUUGGGAGAAGAGUGGCUCGCAAUGCUUCCUGAAAUGCUGCCAUAUAUCAGCGAAUUACUGGAGGACGACGAUGAGAACGUGGAACGAGAGGCGCGAAAGUGGGUGUUGACGAUCGAGGAUAUCUUAGGUGAGAAAUUGGAUGACAUGUUAGCAUAG